This is a messenger RNA of Peronospora matthiolae, 786 nucleotides long. NCBI's taxonomy places the organism in Eukaryota, Oomycota, Peronosporomycetes, Peronosporales, Peronosporaceae. The record is from the annotation of a GenBank genome assembly.
AUGGUCGCUCGAAACGCUUUGAGGGCCGUGGUUUUUGCGGCCUUGGCCAUGUGUGUCUCCAUUAUGGACGCUCGCGCAGUGACACGCUCGCUCGCGGAGACAACGCCUCCAACUGCUCCGGUGUCCACGUCGACUGGGUUGAACAAACCAACGGAGACAGCUCCCAAGGAGCCACAGUCGUUUACGUUAGCAGAGUUCAAUGGACCGAGCGAGGCAAGUCGAGUGAAGCCGUUCCCGAGCGACGAUGGGAAAAACAAAAGCGGUGGCCAAAGCGGAAGCGGCGUCACCCGCAAAACCAGGAGCGAAAUCAUUGCGUCCUUGACAAGAGGAGACGAAGCGAAGAGCAGAAGCUCCGUCUCCUCCCGUGAUAUCAAGUCCGAAACGAGUACGUCGUUGGAUCAUCGCUCAGGUGCUUCCUCUCGUGACGAGACAGAAUCGAGCGCAACUGGCAAGACAGAGAAAAGCUCAGGUCGUCGUUCAACUAAACAGGAUAAGGGGAGUCGCGAGAGUGAGCGAGAGGAUGAUGAUGAUGAUGACGACGAAGAUAAAGAUGCUUCUACCAAGCUUACAGAUGCUCAGCGGAAGGCAGCGAAGGAAGCUCGCCACAAGGCACAAUUGGAGCGUAAAGCUAAGCGACAGGCUCAGAAAGAAGAGUGGCGUAAGAUUAGGGAGCAGCAGAGAGCUGAGCAUGAGGCAGCCAAAGAGAGAGCGAGGUCUGAGACUAGCGCCAUUCAAGAAGCUGCAGGUGUAACGAGGAACUUGACGGUGACGAAAGAGCAGGUGUAG